CGCGGGGCAGGCCGGGAGACGCGGGGCGGGCAUGGCGGGGCUGGAGCUGCUGUCGGAGCAAGGCUACCGUGUGGACGGGCGGCGCGCCGGCGAGCUCCGACAGGUCCGUGCCCGCAUGGGCGUCUUCGCGCAGGCCGAUGGCUCCGCCUACCUGGAGCAGGGCAACACCAAGGCGCUGGCCGUCGUUUACGGGCCCCACGAGAUGCGCGGCUCCCGCAGCAAGGCGCUGCCCGACCAGGCUCUGGUCAACUGCCAGUUCAGCAUGGCCACCUUCAGCACGGGCGAGCGCAAGCGGCGCCCGCACGGCGACCGCAAGUCCAGCGAGUUGACGCUGCACCUCAAGCAGACCUUCGAAGCCGCCAUCCUCACGCAGCUCUACCCGCGCUCCCAGAUCGACAUCUACGUGCAGAUCUUGCAGGCGGACGGUGGGAACUACUGCGCCUCGGUGAACGCGGCCACCCUCGCGGUGAUUGACGCCGGUAUCCCCCUGCGCGACUACGUGUGCGCCAGCUCCGCGGGCUUCGUGGAGGACACCCCGCUGGCCGACCUGAACUACAUCGAGGAGGCGGCCGGCGGCCCCCAUCUGGCCCUGGCCCUGCUGCCGAAGGCGGACCAGAUCGCUCUGCUGGAGAUGAACGGGCGGCUGCACGAGGACCACCUGGAGCGCAUCACUGAGGCCGCCCGCAAGGCCUGCAGGGACGUCCACGCCGUGCUGGACCAGGUGGUGCGCGAGCACCUGCAAGAAGCGGCCGCCCUCCCGGGGAACUGAGGGGGGGGUCGCCCUCCAGCAACGGGGGCGGCGGAAGGGCUUCCCCCGGGUGCUCCUCCUCCCCACCCCCUUUUCGUUCUACUGCGUCGCACCAAGCUGGUGCUCUGUAUGAGUGCCGGAAACGCGCCGCUCAAUAAACGUCCGGAGUUCAUAAGCGA
Molecule: messenger RNA, 927 nt
Organism: Candoia aspera
Lineage: Eukaryota; Metazoa; Chordata; Lepidosauria; Squamata; Candoiidae
Gene: EXOSC4
Product: exosome component 4
Exons: 3
Coding region: 32-769 (245 amino acids)
Biological process (GO): U4 snRNA 3'-end processing; rRNA catabolic process; poly(A)-dependent snoRNA 3'-end processing
Cellular component (GO): cytoplasmic exosome (RNase complex); nuclear exosome (RNase complex); nucleolus
Source: RefSeq, a predicted model, not a curated record